CCAAAUUAUAUAACGCAUGGAAAUAUUUAUAAAAUAUUUAUAUAUAUAUAAUUAUUUUUAAAAUCUUAAUUUUACCAACUUUUGUAAUUAAAUUAAAUAAUAUGUUGUAAAUCAUAGAGGGCAUAUCAAAUUUUUUUGCAUAAUCGGUAUUUUAAAAAUAGAAAGUCUUUGUCAUUUAUCCUAUACUUGAUUUAUGUAAAAAUAAAAAAAUUGGAAAUAAAAUAUAUUUAUAUCAUUUUUCAUAUCUAUUUUUAUAAUAUAAAAUUUUUAUAUUAAGAAAUAAUUAUAUUAACUUUUACAAGUAAUUUAUUCAAAAUUUAGGAAUUUAUUCAAAAUAAUCGAAAAUGACUGGAAAACAAUUACCACAAGAAGUGACAAAAUAUAGUUUUCGUCAAAAAGUAUGGGAUUAUUUGAUGAAGAAUGAUUUAGUCAAUUUUCCUCUUCCUGUAUAUGAUCGUAUCCCAAAUUUCAAAGGUGCUAUAGAAGCAGCACAACGUUUAGCAGAAUUGGAUAAUUUUAAACAAGCAAAAAUUAUAAAGAUAAAUCCAGAUAAACCACAAGAACCUGUAAGAUUCUUAGCAUUAGUAUCUAAUAAAGAAAUAUUAGUUCCAAUUCCCAAAUUAAGAUCUGGUUUGUUUCUUCAUAUUACACCAAUUGCUGGUGCUUCAAAAAAUGAAUUAAGAAUGUUAUCAAAAAUACAUGGUUUGACAGAAGUUGGUAAACCACUUGAUAUAAAUUCUAAAAUAAAGAUAGAUCUUGUGAUAUUGGGAUCUGUAUGUGUUAGUCGUAAUGGAUAUAGACUUGGUAAAGGUAAAGGAUUUGCAGACUUGGAAUUUGCUAUGAUGAUGAGGAUGGGUGCAGUUACACAGGAUACUAUAGUUAUUACAACUGUGCAUGAUUGUCAAGUUUUUGAUAAUCUUCCUCAUCAAAUAUUUAAGGAAUAUGAUGUACCGGUUGAUAUAAUUGUUACACCUACUGAAACAAUAAUAGUAAAUCCAAAAUUAAAAAAACCUAAUUGUAUUAUAUGGCAUAUGCUUAGUGAAAGGAAAAUUAAAGCUAUAGAAGUAUUACAACAACUAAAAGAAAUGGAUGAAAAAGAAGGAAAAAUAAUAACUUUAAAGGAAGAAGAUUCAGAUGUAGAAAUAAAAAAAUAUUAUCAUUCUCAUAUAAAAAAUAAGAAACGUUUUAACACAAAGAAAGUUUUGUCAAAUGUUAAUGAUAUUGAAAAAGGAGAACAAAAACACGUAAAAACAUGUUUUCUUAAAAAACGUAAAAUUAAUAAAUUUAAAUUUUCUGAUAUAGUUGAGAUGAAAAUGGGAAGUAACAAUAAAAAUAAGCAACAAUAUCAUCAAAAUUUGAAAUUGAAAUCUAAAUCCCAAGUUGAGUUUUCUUUAAAAUUAUCCAAUAUUUCAUCCGGCGCAAGAAUACGCGAUUUGAAAAAUGCUUUAUUAAAGCGCGGUAUUAAACCGAAUGAAAUAACUUGGUUAGGAUAUCGUGGUAUUUGUUAUCUUCAUUUCAAUAAACUACAACAAAAUAAUAGAUUGCCGAAUCAACCAACUCAAAUUGAUUCAAUAAUGGCAAAUUUACAGCAAUUAUGUAUUGGAGUAUCUACUAAUAAUACAAACGAUUUUAUAAUAGUAGAACCUGCUAAACCAAUAUCUAGAAUCGAAAUUACAGAUGUGACGUCAGUUUAGAAGACAAUUAAUUUUUGAUAAUAUUCAUAUUUUUGUAUGUGAGUUUAUUCUGUCAAUAAUUAUUAAUCUCUAUAAAUCAAUGGCAGUUUAAAUAUAAUUAAAGUUUUAUAGAAAAUGAUUUAUGAUAUAUUUACGCAUUUAUGCAUAUAAUGAGUGAAAAAUAAUUGUAUUAUAUAUAAGUUAAGUUUGUAUAUAAGUUUUUAUAAUUAUCAUUACAUUUAAUAUUUAAUUUAUAACUAUAUAUUUUUGGAUAAUUGUGUUAAAAAAAGAUAAAAAAAAGAUCAAAUCAAAAGUAAAUUUAUAUACAAAAAAAAUACUUCUUAAUAUAUAUUAAGAAUUGCAUGCAUAUUAUAGAUAAAUUCAUAAUAAUUAACAUUUUAAAUAAUGUUUACUGUGAUCAUAUAAAAAAUAUUUUAUAUUAAAGAUAGUGCUCUAUGUAUAUUUGAUAAUGUUUAUCUAAUUAACACACUGAUAAUUCUUGUAUAAUUUAUGAGAUAUACAAUAGUAAAAAUUUAUAUUUUUAAUUU
Molecule: messenger RNA, 2221 nt
Organism: Apis cerana (Asiatic honeybee)
Lineage: Eukaryota; Metazoa; Arthropoda; Insecta; Hymenoptera; Apidae
Gene: lost
Product: methenyltetrahydrofolate synthase domain-containing protein lost
Cellular component (GO): cytoplasm
Source: RefSeq, a predicted model, not a curated record